GUUAGCUUGCAACAAUGCCAGAACCAGCUAAGUCCGCGCCUGCUCCGAAAAAGGGCUCCAAGAAGGCCAUCACCAAGACCCAGAAAAAGGGGGACAAGAAGCGCAAGAAGAGCCGCAAGGAGAGCUACUCCAUCUACGUGUACAAGGUGCUCAAGCAGGUGCACCCGGACACGGGUAUUUCCUCCAAGGCCAUGAGCAUCAUGAACUCCUUCGUCAACGACAUCUUCGAGCGCAUUGCUGCUGAGGCUUCGCGUUUGGCUCAUUACAACAAACGCUCCACCAUCACCUCUCGGGAGAUCCAGACGGCCGUGCGCCUCCUGCUGCCCGGCGAGCUGGCCAAGCACGCCGUCUCCGAGGGCACCAAGGCCGUCACCAAGUACACCAGCUCCAAGUAACGUGUCUUCAGGCCGUUUCGGAAAAACCAAAGGCUCUUUUAAGAGCCACCCACUUAUUUCAGUAAAAGAGUUGA
Eublepharis macularius is the source of this 469-nucleotide messenger RNA. RefSeq names its product histone H2B 1/2/3/4/6-like. Lineage: Eukaryota; Metazoa; Chordata; Lepidosauria; Squamata; Eublepharidae. Gene Ontology annotation, molecular function: DNA binding; structural constituent of chromatin; protein heterodimerization activity. The transcript has a single exon. Gene Ontology annotation, cellular component: nucleosome. The record is from RefSeq and is a predicted model, not a curated record. Bases 15 to 395 code for a protein of 126 amino acids.